AUGACAUUGCAAACUAGAGGGAUUGCGGUGUUUUCCGGCGGUAGCGCUGCAAACAAUCUUGUUGAUGUAUUCAAUGCUGUCCGUCAAAGCAAGCAAUGUCCGUUGAGCUAUAUCAUUCCGAUUAGCGACAAUGGGGGGUCAUCCUCGGAGCUAAUCAGGGUUCUUGGUGGUCCGGGAAUUGGAGAUGUACGAAGUAGACUUGUGAGGCUAAUUCCAGACAGCCAUGCGGAUGAGGAGUUAGCUGGCAUUAAGGUAUUUUUCAAUCAUCGACUCCCUUCUGUGCCUGAGACCGCCCAUGCCGAGUGGAUAGCUGUGGUUGAAGGAACCUCAUCUCUGUGGGAUGCCAUCACGCCAGCUAAGAAAGAGCUUAUUCGUUCGUUUCUGAACCACCUUAAUCUGGAGAUCUUAAAGCGCGCUCGCCCUCCCUCUUCAACAUUUGAGUUUACGUCUGCUAGUGUUGGUAACUUGUUUCUUACCGGCGCGCGGCUUUUUACCGGAAGUUUUGAGAGUGCUAUCUACCUUCUUGGGAGCAUAUGCUCUGUGCCGCUCAAUGAAACUAGGGUGAUACCAGCAAUAAAUUCUAACUUUUCGCACCAUAUUUCGGCCACUCUCGAGGAUGAUACGGUGAUAGUUGGGCAAAAUAGCAUCUCCCAUCCCAGCGAAUCAACCGCUUUGCAACCGGGUCGGAGACGCCCAAGCCUUCUACUUGCUGAUACUGAAGACCAGGAGUCUGAAUCAGAUGAGCUGUCAUACGAGGAAAGUCACUUACCCGGCUCACUCCCAACGCUAAGAAAUAAAAACAUACAGUUCAGCAAGGCCGUGGUGGAAGAAUUACCAAGUCGCAUUUCACGUGUUUGGUAUAUCAACCCGUAUGGUCAAGAAAUUCGCCCUCCAGCAAACCCUCGCGUUCUAGAAGCUCUGCGAAGUUCACAAGCUAUCAUAUAUAGCAUCGGAUCGUUAUACACCUCCAUCAUACCAUCAAUAGUCCUGCGUGGCGUUGGCCAGGCUAUAUCAACAUGUCAAGCCCGUCAAAAAAUUCUCAUUCUUAAUGGUUCUUUGGACCGCGAAACGGGCCCUUCUACAAACCCUUUUUCUGCAUCGGAUUUUGUCGAAGCAAUUGUGCGUGCGGGUGAAGAAUCUCAUAGUAGAGUUCGAGCCCAAAAGAAAAAAGCUGGUACUGGAAGCAUGGUUGAAGCCUGUUCGGCGGCUAAAACUACGCCGCAACCACCAUUUCUUUCCCUUCCGUAUACAGCAUAUGUUACCCAUAUUAUCCAUCUUGAAGGUCCAGGAACUCCACAUGUGGACCGUGACAGGCUAGCUGCGAUGGGUAUUGAGACGCUUCGUUUAUACGGACGGAAGCUAGAAGGCGAGUCUGGAGAGGCUCUUGGGAUGAGAUAUGAUCCUACGGCAUUGAUACAAGCUCUGGAGGUGGUGUUAGGAAAAAAGGGUGAUGCAAUGGUGCGGGGCAAUUCGGGAGAAAAGAGUAGACGAAAUACAAUGGAAAGUAUAAUGGCAAAGUAG
Ophidiomyces ophidiicola is the source of this 1521-nucleotide messenger RNA. RefSeq lists its product as uncharacterized. The record is from RefSeq and is a predicted model, not a curated record. The coding region runs from base 1 to 1521 and encodes 506 amino acids. The transcript has 2 exons. Gene Ontology annotation, molecular function: LPPG:FO 2-phospho-L-lactate transferase activity. Lineage: Eukaryota; Fungi; Ascomycota; Eurotiomycetes; Onygenales; Onygenaceae.